AUGUGCGUCCUUAGAAUGGAGAACUACGAGAAGUGCUGGCGGCUGGAGCUAAUCGACCUCGUCGACGAGCCGCAAUUCGCUGAGUUGCGUGAGGAGUACGACGGACUGAAUUACGCAAGGCGCAGCAAGUACGUGUUCCAACUCACCAUCUGGAAGAGCCGCAACGACGCCAUGAACCAAAUCGACUAUCGCCAAGGCUUCAGCUACCGCUUCGACAUGGCGCACUCCCUACGUCUCCUGUACGGCAACCCGGUUGGCUCCAUGCAGCUUCGUACUCCUAUUCACGCACAGCCUCUAGGCAUUGGCCUUCCUGCCAAUGUGGGCCAAGCACGCCUUGAAUCCGCCCCUCUAACUUCUAACGGCGAGCUGGUUCUGGUUCGCCAUGCUGUUCUUCAGGCCGUAUCCGAGACAGAAGAGCAGUCGGAACACGGUUCUCCGCAAACGAGUGGGGCUGCUGUCGACACGCCACCGCGGGCAUUAAGCGCAGCAGAAGAGGAUGUGGUGAAUGCAACACCAGCGUCGAAAACGGCAAAGCGCAAGGCACACAAGGGCGAAGGUGACGGUGCGCCUCCAAAGAAACAACGGAAAUAG
This is a messenger RNA of Phytophthora sojae, 591 nucleotides long. RefSeq lists its product as hypothetical. The record is from RefSeq and is a predicted model, not a curated record. Bases 1 to 591 code for a protein of 196 amino acids. The transcript has a single exon. Lineage: Eukaryota; Oomycota; Peronosporomycetes; Peronosporales; Peronosporaceae.